This is a messenger RNA of Anopheles cruzii, 840 nucleotides long. RefSeq names its product 60S ribosomal protein L7-like. NCBI's taxonomy places the organism in Eukaryota, Metazoa, Arthropoda, Insecta, Diptera, Culicidae. The coding region runs from base 1 to 753 and encodes 250 amino acids. Gene Ontology annotation, molecular function: structural constituent of ribosome; RNA binding. The record is from RefSeq and is a predicted model, not a curated record. The transcript has a single exon. Gene Ontology annotation, cellular component: cytosolic large ribosomal subunit. Gene Ontology annotation, biological process: maturation of LSU-rRNA from tricistronic rRNA transcript (SSU-rRNA, 5.8S rRNA, LSU-rRNA).
AUGGAGCAGUACCGCGUGCCCAAUAAACUCCCGUCGGAGGAAAUCAACAUCCUUGCUCAGCGCAAGGGUCGCUUAAAGCAGCAGGCGAAGCGAAGCGCUCCGCUUGCACGCAAAGUUAAAAGACCUCGUGACUUCGUGAAAGCGACCAUCUACGUAGCCCAGCAACGCCGGGCAGUGCAGGAUGCCAAGCGCAUCAAGCGCAACUUCCUCAAAACAGGAUUUCGUCUGCCGAACAACGCUAUUACCGAGGGCCGUCUGGUGUUGGUGUUUCGUCACCGUGGUCUUCACAUAGCCAACAAGGACGUAUUGCACUCGCUUCGCACACUCAGACUACCGGUUCUUCGGAGCGCUGCUUUUCACCUUCUCACCCCCGAGAUUCACGCGCAUCUGAAAGUGGUUGAACCGUUUGUUGUAUGGGGUUAUCCGGCUGACGCGAUCAUCCGGGAGUUGAUCUACAAAUACGGUGCAUUUCGCGGAAAUGGUCCGGACCAGAAAUCUGUUCCAAUGUCUUCGAACCAAGUGGUUGAGCAGCGACUUGGACACUGCGACAUCAUCUGCGUGGAGGAUCUUCUGAAUGAAGUCAUAACUGUAGGACCACAUUUUGACGAAGUAAGACGAGCCUUACGCUGCUUCACACUCAGUCAUCCGGUCGGAGGCUGGAAGGAGGCACCGAAAGGUAAGCUACGCUCGAUCGGCGGCGAAGCUGGUUUCCGGGGAGAUGAAAUAAACGCCCUCUUCAAGCGACUUCUGUAACUCACGGUGCCAAAGUGCAAUCCUGCAGUACUUUUUCUAUUUUUCUGUAAAUAUCAAUAAAGGAGGCUAACAAAACCUCAGCAAAAA